CUGAAAUUUGCAUUUUACAGUUAUUUCUUUCCAGGCCCGUGGGUGAACAACUGUGUAGGCGAAUUCAACCAGAAGUUUUUCUUACAAUUCCUGUUUUACGUUGGAUUGUCCAGCUGUUACACAGUGUUAGUAAUGGUUUUAUCCUGGGUUUACGAUGACGAGUUUGCCUCUACAGGAAUGAAAGGACCUUUCGGAGAAAACGCCCACCACGCUAAAGUCUUGCACUCCAUAUUCUUAUCCAUGGAAAGCGCCCUUUUUGGAAUGUUUGUGGUGGCGGUCUCAUGCGAUCAGUUAGGAGCGAUCUUUUCCGAAGAAACUGCAGUUGAAGCCGUUCAGCGUAGAACGAAGCAGACAUACAAGAGAAGUCGCCGUCGAGGAAGGUUUUCACUUCUCAAGGAAGUUUGUGGGGGAGGUGAGAAAUUUUCAAUUCUAGCGAGUUUAUGCCGGGAUCAUUUGACGGGGUGGAGUUUUCGUGUCUCCUGUAAGAUCUAG
Molecule: messenger RNA, 492 nt
Organism: Cooperia oncophora
Lineage: Eukaryota; Metazoa; Nematoda; Chromadorea; Rhabditida; Trichostrongylidae
Source: the annotation of a GenBank genome assembly